Messenger RNA from Dermatophagoides farinae (American house dust mite), 2986 nucleotides. RefSeq lists its product as uncharacterized. Lineage: Eukaryota; Metazoa; Arthropoda; Arachnida; Sarcoptiformes; Pyroglyphidae. The record is from RefSeq and is a predicted model, not a curated record.
UUUUUUCUGAAUUACGCAAAACAAACGAUUCAAAAAUGAAUUUUAAGAAGAAUAAAGAUGUUAAACGUGCAUCAUAUUAUGUAUGGUUUUUGGGAGCCAAAGAAUCAAAAGGUUUACGUGGUGAUGAAUAUGUACAACCAGUGUUGAAUUAUCUAAUUGAUAAUGAAUGUGAUUUAGAGCCAUCAAAAGUAACCUUACAGAUUUCAUCAAAAGGAUUGAAAAUCAUACAAAUAUUAACGAUACCAAGAAAAUCUGGUAAACUAAAUCCAGAUCAACAAUUACAAUUAUUUGUAGCAACAACCGGUAAUUCGGAUCCAUUGUCAUCAUCAUCAUCAUCAUCGGUGAUGAAAAGUGAACAAGUAAAACAUCAUAUACCACAUGAUUCAAUUUCAUGGGUUUAUCAAGAAGAUGAUGUUAUCUGUGCCAUAUUAUUAUUAUACAAUCCAAUCACUCGUUGUCCGGUUCAUAUCCAUGCUUAUCGUUGUGAUUCGAUUCAAACGGCAAAUAAUCUACACCAACAAUUACAAACAUUAAUCGAUCGACCGGAAAAUCAGAAAAAAUUUCGUGAAAUUGAAAUGCGUUUAGCGGCAAAAGGAUUACUAAUACCACCACCAUCACAAUCAUGUGGUCCAUUGCCACUUGCACCAUUACCGUUACCUCCAUCAUCUAAUUGUCAUCAUCCUAGUUCAUUAUUCGAUGAUUGCUCUGAUCCACGUGGAUCCAUGCCAUACGAUCAUCAUCAUCAUCAUGAUCCACUAUUAAAACGAUCAUAUCAAAGUAAUUCACCUUCAGCAAGCAAAACAUUGAAUUCAGAUGGCCGUUCUACACAUACGGACGGUUCCGAUGAAAUAAAUUCAGAAGAAUCAAAUUCUUCUGAUCUAGGUUAUGCUAUAAAUCGUUCAUCAUCAAAUAGAAAUAAUAGCGAAUAUCGUAGUGAUUCUAAAUCAUUCAGUCAUCAUCAACUUUUUAAUCGAUCAUCAUCAUCAAAAAAUAAAUCGGCAAAAUGUAGUUCUAAAAUCAUACAAGAUGAUGGUGAACAAUCGAAUCUAUUUGAUUCAUUGGCGGCUGAACUUCGUGCCAAAUUGGGUAAUCCCAAAAUGGGUCCAUUAUUAUUACCGCCACGUGAUUAUGAAAGCCGAAAUUCCGAAAAUAAUUUAAAAUCUAUGGAUAAAAAACGAAAUCAGCAUGAUAAACAUUCAGCUCAUCAUUUAACAAGGUCCGAAUCAUCGGGUAAAUCAAAUUCAAGUGGUCUUGGGUCAGAUGAAGCCUUAUGUAAUGAUCAACAAACAGCCAGACCACGUUCAUAUUAUUUUGAUUCAUGUUCACCGGCCAACGAACCCCGUUUAUCAAAUCAUCAUCAGUCAUCCUAUUUAGAACAUCGAUAUAAUCGUGAAACAUCGGCCGAUGAUUUAGUCAGUCGUCAUAGUGAUAGUUCAUCAUCAUCAGAUGAUGAUGAUGUCGAUGUUGGUGGUGGUGAUGUCAAUCAUCAUGAAAGAUUAAAUAGUAAUCAUGGUUCAAUGGUUGAUUGUUUAGAGGUUGAUGUGGAAGAUUUCGAAGAAGAUGUCAUAUUUUCCACAACAAUUCCAUCCAUACACAAAGAAUCAAGAUCUCGUUCAAAAUCAACAUUCGAUUUGAUCAAACAAAGACCGAUGAUGCCAACAUCACAACAACAACAUCAAAAACUGUCAUCACCUACAUCAUGUAAUGAUAAUGAUUUCGAUGUCAUUAGGACACGGCAACGAUUACCAAAUCAACACGUGCAACAACAAUUUUAUAGAGAAAAGCAUUUAUUUCAUCCAUCAUCAUCACCAUUGACAAGGACAAAAGAACAUAAUAACAACAACGGUGAACAAACGGCGGCAACUAAUCUCCAUCAUUUUGGUCGUGGUCGUGACGAUCAUCAUCAUCAUCAUCAUUAUCAACAACAACAACAACAACAACAACAUGCUACUUCGGAUAAAUUGAAUCCUGAUUUUUUGCCCACAUCAUAUAAUCAUCAUAACAGUAGUAGUAGUAGUAGUAAUAGAAAGAAAUAUUAUUCUAAUCCAAAUCUUGAACCAAUAUCGAGUUCAACAACGGCCAUACAACAGCAACAAAAACGGCCAACAAUAACAAAAGAGGUCAAUAAUAAAAUCAUGCGACAACAGAUAAUUAAUGAAGUCGACAAAUCUUUGACAAACACGACAACAACAUCGGGUUUAAUUUCAUCAUCAUCUAGUGUAAUCGGUAGACGUGAACAACGAUUCAUUAAUCCUCAUCAUCAACAUCAUCGAAAUGAGGAAAAUAAUCAUUCUCGAUUAGCAAUUACAAACAAAUCAACAAAACAGCCAGCACAAAAAUUUUAUUUUGCUGAUGCAGAAUUUUCAUCAAAUUUCAGAGAUAUACAACAUGAGAAUAAUCAUUGUGCAUCAUCGUCAUCAUAUCAACGUGGACGAUCAAUGGGUCGGCUAGAUCAAUUAUUGGCAGUAAAUUCGAAUGAAAAUGAUCAUCAUCAUCAUCAACAUUCGGAUAAUUAUGGACCCAUGUCAUUGAAUUUUCAAUCAUACGAUAAUCAUCGAGCAACUAUUAUUGCCGAUAUGAAUGAUCGUUCAAUUUCACCAUAUUAUGUUCUACAACAUCAACAGGCUCCAUUGUUAUCAUCAUCAUCAUCAACACCACCAUUACCGCCAUUAUUAUCAUCAUCAAAGAAUUUGAAAAAAGAUUUAAUUAGUAAAAGAUUUGAAACACCAUCUUCAGGCAAAGAUGAUAAUAAACGCAACAUAAAUCGAACAUCACAACAACAACAACAACAAUUUAAAGAUCAUCAACGACGAAUGAUGUUCGAUCAGCCAUUUUCAAGAUAUUCAUAUAUUGAUAUGCACGAUGAUCGUAUUGAACAUGAAAGAUUUGCAGCCCUAAUGAUGGCGAAUCGUAACAAAAGAUGAUCACUUUUUUUUUAGUUUAGAAUAUAAACUUUAGAUGUUGACCAAUUUAAAUUUUUCUUUUU